Molecule: messenger RNA, 5927 nt
Organism: Kogia breviceps (pygmy sperm whale)
Lineage: Eukaryota; Metazoa; Chordata; Mammalia; Artiodactyla; Physeteridae
Source: RefSeq, a predicted model, not a curated record
UGCCCGGCCCGCCGUGGAGGCCUCCAGCAAAUGGCGACCCAGGCCCCGAGGGCCGACCCCCGUGCCACCCGGGCUCGCGUGUCUGUGUGUUGGGGAGGGGGGGUGAAGCCGGAGUUAAACUUAGGGGGCCCCAGGAACCUCGAAACCCUGGCUUCUCUUUCCUUUUGCCCUAUAGAAACUUGCUUUGUUUGGGGACAGACGGGUUAAAGUAAGACUGGGAGGCAUCAUCAACUGUCUCCACGGGAUGAGUUAAGUUGGUAACUUUUCCAUUCAUGGAAGUGAGAGGAUCUUAGUCUUAGCCUCAGUCCCUACUAAAGAGAAACAUCCUGAUUUUAUAGAUCUGAGGCGUGUGACCAUUUCCAAGUUAUUUGUGUCCUGUCUUGUGGAAAUGCACUGCUUGGAAGGGGGCCAUAGAGUGCACAUUGAGUUUAAUCUCCUUUGAGUAUGUUUUUUACACGUGUAUUUAGAGAAUAGAGACAGAACAGCGUGUUGUUUACCAUGGGGUACUCCAGUCCCCUCUCCCUGUGUCUUGUUUUUCUUUCUGAGCCAUGUCGUAAGUCUCGGAUAAAAGAUGCUUGGGAAGGAAUUGACCUUUUAUUCCAAAAUUACUUUGUUGACUGGGAUCCAAGAUGAAGUUAUUUAUGGGCAUGCUGGUAUCAGAGUAGAUUAUCUUAAAACUGUAAAUACAAAACCCCAAGCUUUCUUAGCUUUUCAUUUCUAUUUGCUACAUUUCAGUACAGUUUUGUGUCGUUUAGAGACCUAGUAAAUUAUAUUAACAGAAUUUUUCAUUUGCUCAUAUUUAUUAAGCUUUUCCAAAGUUGUUGACGGGCAAAAGGGAGAAGAGUAGCAUAAAGUGUAAGAUGAGGGUUUUUCUAAGGGUUCAGUUUUUCAGUAUGCAGUUUUCGCUGAAUCACUGUUCUUUAUGCUUGGUCACUGUUUCUUACUACAGAAGUUUAAUUGGGGAUAAUAUGGUGUUUUGCUAACUUUUUAAAUUGUCAAUUUGUUUUUAUCUGGUAGUUUAAUGCGGUGACUUAGCUUUUUUGGUGUGUGAUUCUGGAAAUGUUAGUGGGUGGAGUUUGGUGAGUGUUACCAGAGAACUGAAGUUUCCGAUAUAGGCAAACUUUUAUGCAUUCCAAGUGUGCUGGAUAUUUAAUUUCAAUCCAGUAUUUCUCUAUGGUUAGCAUUGGAGACUUUAAAAAAUAUAUACCAAGUGUCCUAAUAAAAUACGCUGUUGAACAAAAAUAAUACGUAUUUUGAGAUAAUGUAUAUAGUUAGAGAGGUGCUUUAAGGUCACCAAAAUAGGCCUUUUUUUAAUGUGUUUACUGUCUGAUGUAAUAUAUUACUGAAAUGUGACUUUUAAUGGCAUCAGCCUUAUGCUACUCUAUAUGGUUUUUGAUAAAUUUUUAAACUAAGUUACCAUGACUACCGUGCUGUGGAAUGACAUUGUAUAGGUAGAAUUCAUCAAUAUUAAAGUCUUCAGUCAAAAGGCUGUAUAAAAUAUUUAAUUUCAAAUUUAUUUUGAUGAAAUAGGUGGGAUUGACCUUGGACUGGUGGUUUUUACACUGUAGAUAGCUAGAGAGUUAAAUACAGAUGAGCAUCUCUUAAUUACAACCCAGUCUGUGAAAAUCUUUUACAAAAAGGGUAUGUCUUUUUCUUAAGAGUGGGUAAUGUUAGCAUCAGGUAGUUCCUCAUAUGAUUGCUUUUAAUCAGCUUGCUAAGUAUAAAUGACCUGAUGUAAAAAUGAUUGUACGUAACGGUUUGUGCAUGCGGAUGUGGCGGUUCUGUAAAGCGGGGUGCGUCUGUUUUCUGAGGAAUGCGUGUUUGUAUCUUACUGGACACACGCAUAUUAUAGCCGACUUUUGUGGAGUACGAGGUUGUUUUCACAGCACAGUAAUUGCCUCAAGGUCACAAAGCUGAGAUUCCUUGGAAGCCCGUAUUCCCCUGUGCCAUGCUGCCCCUUUUAAUAAGCUGAGUUCCACCAUUUCGGUGGAUUAUUUUUAUCUGAGUCUCAGCUCAAAUAGCUUCUGAGCUGGACUGGCCAUUAUGGAGGAGGAGCUGCAGCACUCUCACUGUGUGAAUUGUGUCAGCAGACGGUGUAUGACCAGACCAGAGCCUGGGAUUUCCUGUGACUUGAUAGGUUGUCCAUUGGUUUGUGGAGCAGUUUUCCAUUCUUGUAAAGCUGAUGAGCAUCGACUUUUAUGUCCAUUGGAACGAAUGCCUUGCUUAAAUAGUGACUUUGGAUGUCCAUUUACAAUGGCUCGAAAUAAAGUUGCCGAACAUCUAGAAAUGUGUCCUGCAAGUGUGGUGUGCUGUACUAUGGAGUGGAACCGAUGGCCAGUUAGUUACGCAGACCGGAAAUCGUAUGAAAAUCUAAGCAGAGAUGUUGAUGAAGUGGCACAAUUAGAUAUGGCCUUGGCCCUUCAAGACCAAAGGAUGCUCUUAGAGUCUCUCAAAGUAGCCACCAUGAUGUCAAAAGCAAUGGAUAAAGUAUCAGAACCUAGAGAACAGAUCUCAGUUCAAUCAAGUGUCCCAGAAAUACCACAUACUAAUGGUUUGGUGUCUGUUGAUGAAGACUCUUAUGGUGCACUUUAUCAAGCUACUGUUGAAACAACCAGAAGUUUGGCUGUUGCUUUAGAUAUCCUGAAUACCGCCACAAGAGACGUUGGCAUGUUAAGUACGAGUCUUUGUGCUUCCCCAAAUGAAAUGAAAGAAGAAGAAAAUGGCAGAGAAAGCUUACAGAACAGAAACUUGAAAGACCAGGACCAUGUUUAUGAGGAUGAGAUAGGAGCAGUAGGUGGGAUUGACCAUAAUGACACAAGUCAGAAUGCCCAGUCUGAGCAAAAUGGUUCAAGUGACUUAUUAUGUGACUUGGAUGCCAGUUCUUACGGCACUUCUGCUCUUUGUAAUGGCUUCCCUUUGGAAAAUAUAUGUGCACAGGUCAUUGAGCAGAAUCAGAAUUUACAUAGUGACUCAAAACAAAGUAACUUAACAAAUAGAGAAUGUGUAGCAUCAGAUGGCCCUUCAGAACCUUCUAGUUCACUUUCAGUAGCAGCACAAGUUAGGGAAGUAAUACCAUCUAACGCUUUGCCUAAUGGCACAGUUCAGCAUAUCCUCAUGCCAGAUGAUGAUGAAGACUUGUGUUGGAAAAAAGUAGACUUAGGGGACCUAAGGAAUGUGGAUGUCUUAUCUUUCAGUCCUCCUCCUUCAUUCAAGUUUCUUUCUAAUUCAUGUUGGUCUAAACCAAAGGAAGAUAAAGCAGUAGAUACGUCAGAUUUGGAAGUUGCAGAAGAUCCAAUGGGUCUCCAAGGAAUAGAUCUAAUCACAGCAGCAUUACUGUUUUGUCUAGGAGAUUCUCCAGGUGGGAGGGGUAUAUCUGAUAGUCGCAUGGUUGAUGUUUAUCACAUCGACUUUGGGACUCAGACUUUUUCACUUCCGUCUGCCAUAUUAGCUACAAAUACAAUGGUUGGGGAAAUAGCUUCAGCUUCAGCUUGUGAUCAUGCCAACCCACAGCUUUCAAAUCCAAGUCCUUUUCAGACACUUGGGCUGGAUUUAGUAUUGGAAUGUGUUGCUAGGUACCAACCCAAGCAGCGUCCAAUGUUUACAUUUGUUUGUGGACAGUUAUUUAGAAGAAAAGAAUUUUCAUCACAUUUUAAGAACGUGCAUGGUGACAUUCAUGCUGGACUCAAUGGCUGGAUGGAACAGAGGUGUCCUUUGGCAUAUUAUGGUUGUACCUAUUCUCAGCGUAGAUUUUGUCCAUCAACACAAGGAGCAAAGAUUAUACAUGACCGCCAUUUGAGGUCGUUUGGAGUUCAGCCAUCUGUAUCUACAGUGUUAAUAGAGCCUGCUAGAAACUGUGUGUUGGGAUUACACAGUGACCAUCUAAGUAGUCUUCCUUUUGAAGUCCUGCAACAUAUUGCAGGCUUUCUUGAUGGCUUCAGUUUGUGCCAGCUCUCAUGUGUAUCCAAGUUAAUGAGGGAUGUGUGUGGCAGUCUUCUUCAGUCUCGUGGAAUGGUCAUACUGCAGUGGGGGAAAAGGAAGUAUCCAGAAGGAAAUUCAUCAUGGCAGAUAAAAGAAAAGGUAUGGCGAUUCAGUACUGCAUUUUGUUCUGUCAAUGAAUGGAAAUUUGCUGACAUCCUAAGCAUGGCUGACCACUUGAAGAAAUGCAGUUACAAUAUUGUAGAGAAACGGGAGGAAGCAAUCCCAUUGCCGUGUAUGUGUGUGACACGAGAACUCACUAAAGAAGGACGUUCACUUCGCUCAGUUUUAAAACCUGUACUUUAAAUACUGUAAUUCCACUUGCACAUACAUGCAAGCACCUAGUAUAACUUCUUGGUAAUAUGUGACACUUUAUUAAUGUAUUAAAGAUUACAACUAGCUAAAUUCAUUGUCACUAUGUAUAUAAUGUUUUGAAGUGACCUAUAUUUUUAUAAAGUACUGUUUAGUUGGAAAAAAAUUGCCUUAAUGUUUGAAAUGUGUGAAUUUUUUGGAACUUGCUGGACAGGGUGAUUUAAUUUUUAGCUACAUAAUUUUCAGAAUUAGUAUUUUUAGUGGUGUGCAUAUUUUGGUUCUUACGUUUUUUGCUUCUUAAAUAACAAGAUCCUGACCAAACAAUUUAUUCCUCAUUAUUUUCUGUGGGUUAUAACCUAUGCAUUCAAAAAUCAAAACUUUGAUUCUAAUUUUUACAGAUUCAGAAACAUUCAGAUUCAGAAAACAUUCAAUUGCUUAAACACUACAUAAGACCAUUAUAAAGUUUUUAUUUUCUAGUUCUCCCCUUACAUAAUUGUUGAUAUAUAGAUGAUCUCUAAUAUAUACAUAAUAUUUAAAAUCAUGAGUAAUGGUGAUAAUGCCAUUUAUCAUGUUUUAAAAAUAGUCCACAAAAAUGUUUCCGCCUUACAUAUUUACAACUCUCAUACAGAGAGUUGACCAUAUGCAGCUUUUUUUGGUUAGAUGCCACAUCCAGAGACUCAUGGCAGUGUCUUAUGUGACAGGUUAAAGCAAAAUCAACCAAAACAUCCUGUGAAUUUAAUUUGAAACUGUGUAUGGUAUUAUAUGUUUGCGAGUUAUUUGAUAUUUGGAGAGAAGAAAAUACAGUUGGCCCUUCAUAUCUGCAGGUUCCAAAUCCAUGGAUUCAACCAAAGGAUGGAAAAUAAUUGAAAAAAAAAUUCCAUGAAAUUUCAAAAAGCAAAACUUGAAUUUGCCACUCAUCUUCAACUAUUUAUAUGGCACUUACAUUAUAUUUACAAUUAUUUACAUAGCAUUUACAUUGCAUUAGGUACUAUAAAUAAUCUAGAGAUGAUUUCCAGUAUAUGGGAAGUAUGCGUAGGUUAUGUGCAAAUACUAUGCCAUUUUAUGGAAGGGACUUGAACAUCUGUGACUUUUGGGACCGUAGAACCAAUCUUCUGCAGAUACUGAGACGACUGUAUACCUCAUUUUAAGUUUGAAUUGGGCAUAUUCCGUGAAUGAAUUUCAGAUAUUCAGAAUGCAAAGGGCUUAACUUUUUAUCACAAGUGUUUAAAAUUUUUGCCUUUUGAUGUUUAUAAAAAUCACAAUUAUGUUGUUUUAAGACAUUUAAAAAUGUGACAUUUGCUAUCUUUGUAAGAUGACAGUCAUGAAAUGCAGAAACCUGUCUUGGUUGACAGUCUCUUUAAAACAUUUCCAGGUUAAUAUUCCAUAGACUUCUCUACCAAAAAAGUAAGAAUUGCAUCUUUGUGUAAAACCAAAAUAUAACAGAAAGAUAUUCGAAGACCUAUUCUUGAGGUAUUUUAUUAUGGUUUUCAAAUUGAUUUAUACUGUUAUUAACCUGAUAUGGUCAGUUUAGAAAAAUGAAUAUAUCAGUAUUAAGAAAUAAAUUGCAAAGAUGGAGACUUGUACUUAAAUAAUUUAGGUAACUUGUGGCAUUUGGUAGUCUGAAAUGGUUACAAGUUACU